Molecule: messenger RNA, 857 nt
Organism: Andrographis paniculata
Lineage: Eukaryota; Viridiplantae; Streptophyta; Magnoliopsida; Lamiales; Acanthaceae
Product: casparian strip membrane protein 1-like
Exons: 3
Coding region: 52-702 (216 amino acids)
Source: RefSeq, a predicted model, not a curated record
CACAAACGCCCAAUCCAGCAAAAAUGCUUACCCAAAUUGAUUAGCUUUUGUAUGUUUCUUUAUCCUAACAUGGAAAGAAGCCAUUCGGAUUUGGAUUUGGGCAAUGUUGAAGUUGCAGAAACCAGCAGAGAUAGGAACGGCAAAGCGCCCCUUCUGGGCGGAGUCGAGAAUAGUCCGGCGGCAGAGGCCGGCGUAGGGUGCAAAAGGCGCGUCGCCAUAUCCGACCUCAUCUUCAGGAUCAGCGCCGCCGCUGCAGCCUUAACCGCCACCAUCAUCAUGGGAUCGGCACAGCAAACUCUCCCCUUCUUCACUCAACUCCUCCAGUUCGUAGCCAGUUAUGACGAUCUCCCUACUUCCUCGUACUUCGUCAUAGCUCUGUCGUUAGUUACAGGCUACCUUGUGCUCUCCGUCCCUUUCUCCGUUGUCUGCAUAGCUCGACCUCAGGUGGCAGGGCCGAGGUUUCUUCUAAUCGUCUUCGACACUGUGUCACUGGCAUUUGCUGCUUCGGCAGCCGCUUCGUCGGCGGCGAUAGUUUACCUGGCUCACAACGGGAACUCGGCAGCCAAUUGGCUGACGAUAUGCCGACAAUUCUCCGAUUUCUGCCAGAAGAUCAGCGGGGGUGUGGUGGCGUCGCUCAUCGCGGUGGCUCUGCUCGUUCUCCUACUGGCCUCCUCCGCCAUCGCCUUAAAGAUACAUAGUUGAACGACGUCGUAUACCUCUAUAACAGAAUAUUAUUAUUAUUAUUAUUAUUAUUAUUAUUUUCUAAAAUUACGUUUCAAUUAACAUAUAGAUUAGCAAUUUAUUUUUGUAGUUAACCUUGUUAAUUUGUAAUAUUCAGUAUUUACAAAAUUAUCACA